ACAAAUGUUAGCAGCAAGGAAUUGCAUAAAAUAUCUUAGCAACGUCAACAUUUAAAAAUAAAUUAAUAUAUUAAAUUAAAAAAGUAAUAGAAAAGUGUUUAAUUAAAAAUGCCACAAGACCAACAUCAACAAAUUGAUGGAGUUGAAGGUGAAAUUGAGAAUGUACGUGUUGUGGUACGUGCGCGUCCAAUGGACAACUAUGAGAUCAGCAACGGUUCAGUAAAUGCAAUAAAAGUGGAUAAAAUCAAUCGAGCAAUCACUGUAGUAAAACAGAAUGCAACAAUAAAUGAACCACCAAAAACGUAUUACUUUGACAAUGUCUUUGAUGCGGAUUCCAACCAAUUAGACCUGUAUGUAGAUACGGCAAGACCAAUUGUAGAGAAAGUACUUGAAGGAUAUAAUGGCACCAUACUUGCAUACGGCCAAACAGGCACUGGUAAGACUUACACUAUGUCUGGUAAUCCCGAUUCGCCUCAGACAAAAGGCAUAAUACCCAAUGCAUUUGCGCACAUAUUCGGUCAUAUAGCAAAAGCUAGAGAGAAUCAGAAGUUUUUGGUCCGUGUCAGCUAUAUGGAAAUUUAUAAUGAAGAGGUGCGUGAUUUACUAGGCAAAGAUGUUAGCAAAAGUCUUGAGGUAAAGGAACGUCCCGAUAUUGGUGUUUUUGUAAAGGAUUUAAGUGGCUAUGUGGUGCAUAAUGCGGAUGACUUAGAGAAUAUAAUGCGUUUAGGUAAUAAAAAUCGUGCUGUAGGCGCUACCCAAAUGAAUGAAGAAUCCUCACGUUCGCAUGCAAUAUUUUCAAUUACCGUAGAAAGCAGUGAACUGGGUGAGGAAGGCAUACAACACGUUCGUAUGGGAAAAUUACAGUUAGUAGAUUUGGCCGGUUCUGAGAGGCAGAGUAAAACUCAGGCAACUGGGCAACGUUUGAAAGAAGCUACAAAAAUUAAUUUGUCACUUUCUGUGCUCGGAAAUGUUAUAAGCGCUUUGGUAGAUGGCAAGAGCACACACAUUCCUUAUAGGAAUUCCAAACUUACACGUUUGUUGCAAGAUUCUUUAGGUGGUAAUUCUAAAACUGUUAUGUGUGCAACAAUUGGUCCAGCAGACAGCAAUUAUUCCGAAACUAUUUCCACUUUACGUUAUGCAAGUCGUGCUAAGAACAUACAAAAUCGCAUGCAUAUUAAUGAAGAACCCAAAGAUGCCUUAUUGCGUCACUUCCAGGAAGAAAUCGAACGUCUACGUAAACAGCUUGAAGAAAGCACUUUUGAUGAUCAGUCACUGGAAGAGGAUGAUGACGAUGAGGAUGAAGAAGAAGAAGCAAUUGAAAUUGAAGUAGAAGAGAAUCGUGUUGUUGAAAAUGGUAAGAAACUUAAGAAGAAACGUGAAAAGAGUGAUGCUGAAAAGGAAGCGCUGGAGAAGCGCGUACGUGAACAUGAAAAAGAAAUCGAACAUGCAAAAUCCGAAAAAUCUGAUUUACUUAACAAACUCAUGUCAUUGGAAGGUAAAAUACUUGUCGGCGGUGAAAAUUUACUCGAAAAAGCACAUACACAAGAACAACUUUUAGAGCAAUCCCUAGCCGAAUUGGAAGAGCGUGAAAAAGCUGAGCAAACUUUGCGUGCAACAUUACAACAAAAAGAAACCGAACGUAUUGAUAUUGAAGAACGUUACUCAUCUCUGCAGGAUGCUAGUACUGGUAUUACGAAGAAAAUACACAGGGUCAUGCAAAUGCUCAUGGGUGUCAAGUCUGAAUUAGCCGAUCAACAACAAGAACAUCAACGCGAAAAGGAAGGUGUCUAUGAAAAUAUACGUAGCUUAUCUCGUGAACUAGCACUAUGUGAACUCGUUUUAAAUUCCUACAUACCAAAGGAAUACCAGUCAAUGAUAAAUCAAUACACACACUGGAACGAAGACAUUGGCGAGUGGCAGUUGAAAUGUGUUGCCUAUACUGGCAACAAUAUGCGGAAGCAUAUCGCAGACUCCAAGAACAAUAAUAAAGAACCCGACUUUGUUGACCUAUCUCAUGUCUAUCUCAGCUAUAAUACAGACAGUGUUACUAACCCAGUUCGCGCAAAGUCAGCACGUCCACGCACAUCGGGCGUACCUCGUCCGACGACCGCUACUAGGCGUUAUUGAGCAUUGCAGAUAAUUUUUGAUUUCGUUAUUUUAAGUAAUCAACUUUUUCGAAAGCAAAUAUGGAUGAUUUUAAUCUUAUUUUUAAGUUAUUAUAUAUGCUAAUUUUUAAAAGAAUGCUAUUUCCGCCUUAACCAAAGUGAUUUGAAUUAAUUUUUUUAUUGUUAUUAUUGUUGUUAAUUUUGAAUAUAAUUUUAAGAAAUACUCAAAUUAUUUAUUUAACUAUCACAAAUGUUAAAGCCAUAAUUAUGACCGUUCCAUAAUGCAUUUACGGAUAAUUUAUUAAUAUUAAUGUUAUUAAAUUUAAGUUA
Teleopsis dalmanni is the source of this 2435-nucleotide messenger RNA. RefSeq names its product kinesin-like protein KIF3A. The transcript has a single exon. Gene Ontology annotation, molecular function: microtubule binding; ATP binding; microtubule motor activity. Gene Ontology annotation, biological process: microtubule-based movement. Bases 109 to 2127 code for a protein of 672 amino acids. The record is from RefSeq and is a predicted model, not a curated record. NCBI's taxonomy places the organism in Eukaryota, Metazoa, Arthropoda, Insecta, Diptera, Diopsidae.